GAACAAUGUCUAAUCUGAAAAAAACUAGAAAAGAAUAUCGUAAAGUUUUAACAAAUGAUGAACUAUUUUAUGACCCAGAUGUGGAUGAUGUAAAUGAAUUAUGGAUGCAAAGAAAAUUAUCAAAACAUAACAAAACAUCUUCAGAUCAAAAAACUUCAACUACUACUUCUACUAAUGAAACUGAUGCAAUAUUAUCAUGCCCAAUGUGUUUUACCAUAUUAAGUUAUCAAACACAAAA
Messenger RNA from Entrophospora candida, 238 nucleotides. Lineage: Eukaryota; Fungi; Glomeromycota; Glomeromycetes; Entrophosporales; Entrophosporaceae. The record is from the annotation of a GenBank genome assembly.